AUGAUCAGAAAAGGUGUUAAACCUAAUGUUUGCUUAGUUAAAGAAGUGAACAAGGCCAAGGGUAUAUUCAACACCAUGGCCCAAAGUGGAGUGACUCCUGAUGUUUGGAUCUAUAAUAUUAUGAUUAAUGGAUUUUGUAAGGUUAAAAUGGUGGAUGAAGCCUUAAUUCUCUUCAAAGAAAUGCGUUGUAGAAACAUUAUUCCUAAUGUGGUAACUUACAAUUCCCUUAUUGAUCGUUUAGGCAAAUCAGGGAGAACCUCACUUGCUUUGAAGCUUGUCGAUGAGAUGCAUAAUAGACGUCUACCACCUAAUAUUAGGUGCUUUAUGCAAAAACCAUCAUUUGGAAGAGUAGAGGAUGCGAGAAAUGUUUUUGAAGAUCUUUUGGUCAAACGCUACAAUCUAGAUGUUUAUACAUAUACUGUUAUCAUCCAAGGGCUUGUUUGA
Messenger RNA from Trifolium pratense (red clover), 444 nucleotides. RefSeq names its product pentatricopeptide repeat-containing protein At1g62720-like. NCBI's taxonomy places the organism in Eukaryota, Viridiplantae, Streptophyta, Magnoliopsida, Fabales, Fabaceae. Gene Ontology annotation, molecular function: protein binding. The coding region runs from base 1 to 444 and encodes 147 amino acids. The transcript is spliced from 2 exons. The record is from RefSeq and is a predicted model, not a curated record.